This is a messenger RNA of Crotalus tigris (Tiger rattlesnake), 2636 nucleotides long. RefSeq names its product mitotic arrest deficient 1 like 1 (gene MAD1L1). The transcript has 18 exons. The record is from RefSeq and is a predicted model, not a curated record. Gene Ontology annotation, cellular component: nuclear envelope; mitotic spindle; kinetochore. The coding region runs from base 162 to 2342 and encodes 726 amino acids. Gene Ontology annotation, biological process: mitotic spindle assembly checkpoint signaling; attachment of mitotic spindle microtubules to kinetochore. NCBI's taxonomy places the organism in Eukaryota, Metazoa, Chordata, Lepidosauria, Squamata, Viperidae.
GAAGGCGGGAGGGCGGCGACCGGGGCGGAGGGGUCUGUUCUCGCCGCCGCUGGCGGGAUCCGGAUGGCAGGGAGGGCGAGUGGGUGAGGGUCGUCCCUCUGGAGCCGGAGAACGAGGGCCGAGACUCACGCCACCCCUCGCGCCGUCUUUCUGGGACUCGGAUGCAAAUGGAGGAGGCUGAGGGGAACACCACUGUGUUCUCCAUCCUGAAGUCCUACAACAACUUCAUGUCCCUCUCUAUGGAGGAAUCUUCUGUCCAAGAGGCACCACAGUCUCCGGGCUCACUCCAGACACAUUACCAGCAAAUGAUGAAGCUGGAAGAGCAGGCCGGGCAAAUCCAUUCGGGCACGCGGCUUGUGCAGAUGGAACGGGAGAAAAUGCAGAUGGAAUUAAGUCACAAAAGGGCUCGGAUUGAACUCGAGAAGGAAGCCAACUUGAACGCCACCAAAUUUGAGCGGGAGGCUGAUCGUAAUCAGGAGCUCCUUAAGCGCAUCAAGCAAUGUCAGGAAAGGGAAACCGAGGUAAAAAAUGCCCUUCAGGAACAACUUGAGAUCAACAAGACCUGCCAGAAGAACAUGGAGACCCUGAAUCAGAAGCUGCAGGAGAAGGAGGCCAAGCUGACCGAGGCAAAUGAAACCAUCAGUGUCUUGAAGGGGAAAAUAUCGGAGUCACAGUGGAACACGAUGAAUCAGGAGAUGGAGAUGAAAAAGCAGGAAUCCCAAAAUCAGGAGUUGACCGAACAGCUGGAUGUGCUCCACAAAAAAUGGCAAGAAGCCACUCAGCAUAUCCAAGUUCUUCAGGCAAGGGAGGAGCUGAUGUCUAAGAAGGAGCAGAAGAUUCAGGACCUCGAGCAGAAGCUCUCCAUGCAAGAACAAGAUGCGAUCAUCGUGAAGAACAUGAAGACGGAGCUGGCUCAGUUUCCCCAGUUGGAACGGGAACUGCAGCAACUCAGGGAGGAGAACGCCUACCUUAGGGAAAUGAGAGAAAACAACGGAUUGCUGAAGGAGGAAGUGGAGGGUCUCCGAAAGAAGCUCCAGCGAUUUGAAAAAGUCCAGGCAGAGCGGGUGGCUUUGGAGCUGGAGAAGGAGAAACUUCAGGAGAAACUGAGCAUGUGGGAAAAGGCGGAUCAGAACAUGGGCUUAGAUAUCAAGAGUCCCGAUGAUCUUUCCAGGCACAUAAUCGGCCUGCAGCAACGGGAGCUGAUCCUGAAAGAACAGAACUCUGCCAUCUCCAGCAGCGCCAGGCUGCUGGAGAAUGCACGGAAACAACUGCAAGAAGAGUUGCUGAAGGUUCAGAGCCAGCUCCUGGAAGAGAAGAAGAAGCGCGAGCAGCAAGAAGCCAUGCUCAAGUGUCUUCAGAAACACAUGCAACUUCUCAUCAAGGCCCGCGAUGGAAUGAGGUCCAUUCUGGAAUUCUACGACAGCGAGCUCAAUCCGUCGGAGCACUCGCCGCAACUUACCUUCCGCGUGCGAGAAGCCGAGGAGAUGGUGCAGAAGGCGGAGGCCCACUGCACCGAAAUGGAGGGCCAGUUGUCCCAGGCUUUGGAAGAGGCAGGAAAUCAGAAGAAAAGAGCAGACAUGCUGGAGGUAGAACUUCAGAUGUUGAAGAGACAAGUGUCCACUGUAGAGCCCAGCAACUUCCUCACCAAAGAAGAGCUGGAUACGCUGAGGUUAAAGAUUGAGGAACUGGAAUCCGAACGAAGACGCUUCGAACAAGAGAACAGAUCUCUGGAAGCACAGCUGGAACAAGCCGCGCUUCGGGGCUACCACGAUCCCAGCCGGACCAAAAUACUCCACUUCUCCAUGAACCCAGCCAGCCUGGCCAAACAACAACGUCAAGAGGAGAUGGCGAACCUGCGGGAGGAAUGCGAACGCCUCCGGGAGAGGCUCAGAGUUUUAGAAGGUGGAGAUGCUGGAGGCACCAGCAGCAGCAGCAACUGCUCAGGGAAACUGGAGGGUGGUGCAAAUCUCCAGUCCCACCCCGAAAUUGCUGAAUUAAAGAAGCAACUGGAAAGUGCGGAGUUGAAAAACCAGCGCUUAAGGGAGGUCUUUGGAACGAAGAUUCAAGAAUUUCGCAAAGUGUGUUAUAAACUGACCGGCUACCAUAUUGAUAUUACGAUUGAGAAUCAAUACUGUCUCACCUCUGUCUAUGCCGAGCACAAAGAAGACUGCUUGAUCUUCAAGACCUCCAGAACUUCGGGGGCAAAGAUGCAGCUGCUGGAAACCGAUUUUUCGCAGACGGUCCGUGACUUGAUAGACCUUCACCUCCUGCAGCAGGACAGCAUCCCUGCCUUCCUCAGCGCGGUCACCCUGGAACUCUUCAGUCGGCAGACCAUGGCUUAGCCGCUUCGGCUGGGCCAUGUAGUCCUUGCAUCAGCUGCCCCUGGCUUGCAGGUGGAAAGGAUUCGCAGGACCUCUGCUGAGGCACCGAUCCGUUAAGAUGAACCGGACUUUUUCUCUAUUUCAGUUACUAUCUGGGUAUUUCAGGGCCCUGUAGCGAUCCUUCAGUGUUUUUCCUAUUUUCUGAAGAAGUAACCUAAAAAUCCUUCCUUCCUUCCUUCCUUCCUUCCUUCCUUCCUUCCUUCCUUCCUUCCUUCCUUCCUUCCUUCCCUCCCUCCCUCUUUCCCUCCCUCCUUU